Sorex fumeus (smoky shrew) is the source of this 1605-nucleotide messenger RNA. Its product is annotated as tripartite motif-containing protein 75-like. Lineage: Eukaryota; Metazoa; Chordata; Mammalia; Eulipotyphla; Soricidae. The transcript has 2 exons. Gene Ontology annotation, molecular function: zinc ion binding; protein binding. The record is from RefSeq and is a predicted model, not a curated record. The coding region runs from base 1 to 1605 and encodes 534 amino acids.
AUGGCCAUGAUCUUGAUAACUGUCCUCCACCUUACUGUUGGACAUCAGAUUGCAUCCUUAUUCCAGGGUAAAGCCCUCCAGCAUUUCCGUCUCUACUCGGGAUUGAGCAUCUCCCAAGGACCAACUGACGCUUCCGUUUCCGGUCCCUGGGGAGGGCCGGAAAAGAACCAGGAGGAGAAGAGACCCAAGCUGGCCCUGCUGCCCCGCACCACGGCCCUGGCCUCCGCCCUGGCCGAGCUACAGGCAGAGGCCCGAUGCCCGCUUUGCCAGGGGCCCCUGCGCGCGCUCCUGACCCUGGACUGCGGCCACAACUGCUGCGGCUCGUGCCUCCGGCUUCGCUGGCAGCACCUGCAGGAGCCCCUGCCCUGCCCCGUGUGCCAGCAUCCCUGUCCCCGCAAGCCCCGCGGGCCCAACAGGCAGCUGGCGCUGCUGGCCGACCUGAUCAGCCGGCUGCCCUGCUCGAGGCUGGAGGGACACGCGCAGGAGACCCUAAGCCGCUGUGCCACGCACCAGCAGGCCCUGAGCCUCUUCUGCGAUGACCACCUGGAGCUGCUGUGUGGCCAGUGUGCCGCCUCUGCUGCCCACCGCGGCCACCGCCUCAUGCCCAUCGGUCCCGCGGCUGCUCAUCACAGGACAAAGCUCGAGGGCUACCUGGAACUUCUGUGCAAGCAGCUGCAGGAGGCGCGGAGGGCCUGGGAACGGCAAGACACGGAGAGACAGGAGUGGAGAGAGAAGGUGGCAAAGCAGAUCAGUGAUUUAAAAUCUGAAUUAGAACAACUGAAAUAUUUCUUGAGAGCAGAGCAGGACUUCAUUAACAACAGGCUACUAAGGGAGAUGAGGAGAGUAUCCCAGACAUUCCUAAAAUACCACUGCCUGUUGUCCAACUACCGCUCCACCUUACAGCGUCUGGUGACUAGCAUGACCGGGCUGUGUCUGCAGCCAGACCUGGGCCUGCUCAGUGGGCUCAGGGUCGUGCACCAGGACUGGAACAAGUGUAUGAGCACUGAGGUCCCUCCAGCCUUCUCCUACCAGUAUAUUGAGCCAACUCGGACCUUUCCCCCACAUCACAUUGGCCUGCACAACAUAAUGAGCAAGUUCCAGAUGGAUUUCACCCUGGACCCAGAAACCGCUCACCCCAAUCUGAUCAUCUCUUCGGACAGGAAAACUCUCAGUUGCCACCAGGGAAGCAUAGAGACCACCUGGGACCCUCACCCCAGGGCAUUCAUCUCCCAGGAAGCAGUCCUGGGUGUGGAAGGGUUCCAAGGCGGCAGGCACUUCUGGCAGGUGGAAAUCCGAGGCUUGGGGGUGUGGGCUCUGGGUGUGUGCGAGGAAUCCUUCCCCAGAAACGUGCCCAUGACACCUGCCCCAUCUGACGGCCUCUGGCAGCUUCAGCAGUUCACUGGCCUUCAGCUCGACUCACGCCAAGCACAAUGUCGUGUUGGUGUGUUUCUGGACUUUGAGUUGGGAGAAGUUUCCUUCUACAAUUUGGACAAGAGGUCCCACAUCUGUACCCUCACUGGAACCUUCGCAGGAAAGCUCCUGCCCUAUUUCUGUCUUAGAUCCUCAUCCUUGGCCUUUUCUAUGACUGUUGUCAGCAAUGAAUGA